AUGGCUCCCAAGUCGUGGGCUGAAGCGGUGGGCAUUGACAAGACUCAGCCGUUACUGGAAGGAAGUGGACAGGCGACGUCAUGGCCUAUUGCAGCUGCUGGUGAUGGAAACGCAGCAGCUGCAAAGAUAGUGAGGGAUCCAACGAAGCCGGUUAUAUUUAGGGACGUGAUUCAGGAGGCACAUAGUUGUUUGGACGUGUCGGCACCAGCUGAAGAAAUAAAAAAAAGAGGGGGCUGGUAA
Messenger RNA from Peronospora matthiolae, 240 nucleotides. The record is from the annotation of a GenBank genome assembly. Lineage: Eukaryota; Oomycota; Peronosporomycetes; Peronosporales; Peronosporaceae.